Messenger RNA from Exserohilum turcica Et28A, 1818 nucleotides. RefSeq lists its product as uncharacterized. Bases 57 to 1439 code for a protein of 460 amino acids. The record is from RefSeq and is a predicted model, not a curated record. Gene Ontology annotation, biological process: oxalate metabolic process. Lineage: Eukaryota; Fungi; Ascomycota; Dothideomycetes; Pleosporales; Pleosporaceae. The transcript has 3 exons.
GGCCAUCCUUUCUCCAGCCUGGGCGACUGGGAACCGUUACGCGAGAGGCAUUGUACAUGAUGCAUCUUUCAUCAUUGCUAGUUGCGCUUAGCGUCUGUGGCGGUGCUGUUGCCGCGCCACUGGAACAACAAGCACCACUCGUCGCCAGUGCACAGCACCACGCUGGGCCGCACAAGGUCGCCAACCCGUACAGGCCCGGUGCAGACGACCCCUACGACAGGAAGGUUGACUCUCAGGGCGACAAGCUGCAGCCAUUGCCCUACCGAAACGGCGACGGCGCCAGCGUCCUGGGUCCUCGCAAUCGCGCCCGCGAACGCCAGAACCCAGAUCUCGUGCGCCCGCCUAGCACCGACCAUGGCGCCAUCCCCAACAUGCGCUGGUCCUUUGCCGACUCGCACAUGCGCAUCGAGGAGGGCGGCUGGACACGUGAGACGACUGUCCGCGAGCUGGGCACCAGCAAGGAGCUAGCCGGCGUCAACAUGCGCCUCGAAGAGGGCGUCAUCCGCGAACUCCACUGGCACAAGGAAGCCGAGUGGGCCUAUGUGCUCGAAGGCAAAGUCCGCAUCACCGCGCUCGACACCGAGGGCGGCAGCUUUGUCGACGACCUCGAAAAGGGCGAUCUAUGGUACUUCCCCUCGGGCCACCCCCACUCGCUGCAGGGCCUAAGUCCAAACGGCACCGAGUUUCUGCUUGUCUUUGACGACGGCAACUUCUCCGAAGACUCGACCUUCCUGCUCACCGACUGGAUGAGGCUGACGCCCAAGUCGGUGCUUGGCGAGAACUUCCGCGUCGCUCCCGAAGUCUUCAAGGCGAUUCCCGACAAGGAAAAGUACAUUUUCCAGGGCUCCGAGCCAAAGUCCAUCGACAAGGAGGUGCCGAGCGACAGCAAGGGCUACAAGAAGUCGAAGCUCCAGUUCACCCACAAGAUGCUUGCGCAGGAGCCUCUCAACACAACCGGUGGCCAAGUCCGCAUCACAGACUCGACCAACUUUCCCAUAUCCAAGACGGUGGCUGCAGCCCAUCUGAGGAUCCAACCGGGUGCGAUUCGCGAAAUGCACUGGCAUCCCAACGCAGACGAGUGGUCCUUCUUCAUCGCUGGCCGCGCGCGUGUCACCAUCUUCGCUGCCAAAGGCACAGCCCGUACCUUUGACUUCCAGGCUGGCGAUGUGGGCGUCAUCCCGCGCAACAUGGGCCACUUCAUUGAGAAUCUGUCUGACGAGGAAGACGUCGAGGUGCUGGAAAUCUUCCGCGCCGACAAGUUCCAGGACUUUAGCUUGUUCCAGUGGCUGGGCGAAACCCCCCAGCGACUCGUCCGCGAGCACUUGUUUGAGAGCAGCCCCAAGGAGGCGGCGGAAUUCGAAAAGGCGAUUCGCGAUGCCGAGCGCGAUCCUAUCAAGGACGUUGAGCUUGAGGAGGAGGAAGAGAAGGAGGAGCUGUAAAGGGAGUUGGGGUCGGAUAUCGUGGGAGAGAGGAUUUUGAGGAUAAUACUGGAAUGCGCUGAUACACUGUUGUACUGUCUGAUUAUGCAAGGCGAUGUGUUUAAGCUUUGUCUCUUGCAGUGAUGAUUUGUGAGGUGGUGUCGAAACGAGUGAGAUGGGCGUCUGUGUGUUUAGGUAAAUUCAUCAAGACGGACUCAGGUCAUGCACGCUUCGAGGCCGCUCUGACUGGUACCGAGCUAGCCCACCUAGGCAUAGCCAUAGUCUACUCACUUACCUUGCAGUCGCUGCCGUGCCGAAUGUGGCAUGAGCAAGCGGGUGAGCGGGUAAGCUUAUGGUCAGAUUUAGCGCAUCCGUUCCCAACCAUCUGCUAUGCUAUUCU